GCGAAGCGGACAGUGGGGUUCUGCGACGGCAGGCGGCGCUUGUGCUGCCAGUUCCGCGCUGCGCGCGCUUCCCUCGAGCGCCGCACUCAGACCGAUCGCCGGCCGCGAAGGCGCCCAGACGGCAACCGAGAGACCCAUGCGGAAGAAGUGAACACGCAGGUCGGCGAGAUGCUGGCGCUGCUGACCGCCGGCGUGGCGCUCGCCGUGGCUGCCGCUGGAGCCCAGGACAGCCCGAUACCUGGCAGCCGCUUCGUGUGCACCGCGUUGCCCCCCGAAGCGGCGCGCGCCGGCUGCCCGCUGCCCGCGAUGCCCAUGCAGGGCGGCACGCUGAGCCCAGAGGAGGAGCUGCGAGCCGCGGUGCUGCAGCUGCGCGAGACCGUCGUGCAGCAGAAGGAGACGCUGGGCGCCCAGCGCGAGGCCAUCCGAGAGCUCACCGGCAAGCUGGCGCGCUGCGAGGGGCUGGCGGGCGGCAAGGCGCGCGGCGCAGGGGCCACGGGCAAAGACACCAUGGGCGAUCUGCCGCGGGACCCGGGCCACGUCGUGGAGCAGCUCAGCCGCUCGCUGCAGACCCUCAAGGACCGCUUGGAGAGCCUCGAGCUCCAACUCCGCACAAACACGUCUAACGCCGCCGGGCUGCCAAGCGACUUUCGAGAGGUGCUCCAGAGGAGGCUUGGGGAGCUGGAGAGGCAGCUGCUACGCAAGGUGGCCGAGCUGGAGGAUGAGAAGUCCCUGCUCCACAACGAGACCUCGGCUCACCGGCAGAAGACAGAGAGCACACUGAACGCGCUGCUGCAGAGGGUGUCUGAGCUGGAGCGAGGCAACAGUGCAUUCAAGUCACCGGAUGCGUUCAAAGUGUCCCUUCCUCUCCGCACAAACUACCUGUACGGCAAGAUCAAGAAGACAUUGCCCGAGCUGUACGCCUUCACCAUCUGCCUGUGGCUGCGGUCCAGCGCCUCGCCAGGCAUCGGCACGCCAUUCUCUUACGCUGUGCCUGGGCAAGCCAAUGAAAUUGUGCUGAUAGAGUGGGGUAAUAAUCCCAUUGAGCUGCUCAUCAACGACAAGGUCGCACAGCUGCCCCUGUUUGUUAGUGAUGGCAAGUGGCAUCACAUCUGCAUCACCUGGACCACUCGAGACGGCAUGUGGGAAGCAUUCCAGGAUGGGGAGAAGCUCGGCACUGGGGAAAAUCUGGCACCCUGGCACCCCAUUAAGCCAGGAGGUGUGCUCAUCCUGGGACAGGAACAGGACACUGUGGGGGGCAGAUUUGAUGCCACACAGGCCUUUGUUGGGGAGCUCAGCCAGUUCAACAUAUGGGACCGUGUUCUCCGGGCGCAAGAGAUCAUCAGCAUUGCCAACUGCUCCACGAACAUGCCGGGAAACAUCAUCCCAUGGGUGGACAACAACGUCGACGUGUUCGGAGGGGCUUCCAAGUGGCCUGUGGAGACGUGUGAGGAGCGUCUCCUGGAUUUGUAGCUGCCUUCUCCCUGUCCAGAAGGCCAGGAUCAGGCUGUUCUGGGGAGUUCAAGGCCAUUUGUUCCCCGGUUCAACUAUAACUUCUGGCCUAAACAGAAAAGACAU
Acomys russatus (golden spiny mouse) is the source of this 1575-nucleotide messenger RNA. It is a transcript of the gene Nptx2, whose product is annotated as neuronal pentraxin 2. Bases 169 to 1470 code for a protein of 433 amino acids. NCBI's taxonomy places the organism in Eukaryota, Metazoa, Chordata, Mammalia, Rodentia, Muridae. The record is from RefSeq and is a predicted model, not a curated record. The transcript is spliced from 5 exons.